UAAGACAGUGAAUCAAGAUGAAGGUCCUUGUUUUGAUUGUAAUUUCUCUACCCAUUGCUUAUUGCAGGCAUGCUCCUUUGUUUGAUGGCACUGAUGCAACUUUACCGAAGAACUUGAAGAAAGACUCAGUAAUGGACAAGAUAGAAAAGAUCAACCGCGAUCAAAUUAAAGGAAGGGGAAAAAAGGAUCAAUUAUUCGAAAUCGACAUGAAGUUGUCCUCCAGUCUAAAAGAGGCCGUUAACACCAAAAACACCAGUCGGUCAGACAAUGCUAAAGUCAAAGUGGAAAGCGUCACUAGAAGGACAGGAGUACGAAGACGAUCUCAAGUGUGGACAACAAGAGUUAUUCCUCUCGAAAUAACAAAGCCAGUUGCCGACGAUGGAGAGAAAAAUAUUUGGGAUGCUACAAAAGAAAUAGAAAAGAACUCAUGUUUAAAGUUUAGAAGAAAAAAAUCUGGCGAUAAGAAUUGGAUUAAGAUCAUCAAGGGAGAAGGGUGCUCGUCAUUCGUUGGACGUGUGAAUAUAAAAGACGGUCAGCCUUUGUCAUUAGGAGAAGGAUGUAACGACAAGGCAGUCGCUUUGCACGAGAUAUUGCACGCCGUUGGAUUUUAUCACGAGCAGUCGAGGACAGACCGAGAUGAUUAUAUUAACAUCUUAUGGGAAAACAUCUAYGAAGGCGCGGAAGGACAAUUCAACAAGAUCGGUGCUGAAGAAAUGGACAUGGUCGGAGGAACGUAUGACUAUAACAGUAUAAUGCAUUAUGGGAAUAAUGUAUUUUCCAAGAACGAUAAGCCAACAAUGAUAGCGAUCAAAGAUCCAAGUAAAGUAUUGGGCACRAAAGGAGCAAAGCUAAAUGCUGUAGACAUUUUACAAAUCAACAAUUUGUACAAUUGCAAAACUAAAUCAGGGAGUUGGAGCGAUUGGAGCGAUUGGGGRCCAUGUGAUCUCGGUUGCGAAAGAAAGAGAGAAAGAUUUUGUUUUGACAAGUCCAAAAAGGGCUGUCCUAAAGCAGACGAAAAUGGGAUCGAGACUGAAAGGAGCAAAUGCGAGAAAGAUGAAUGCAAUGGUAAGGGCUGCCAAUAA
Molecule: messenger RNA, 1082 nt
Organism: Exaiptasia diaphana
Lineage: Eukaryota; Metazoa; Cnidaria; Anthozoa; Actiniaria; Aiptasiidae
Product: zinc metalloproteinase nas-13
Exons: 7
Coding region: 18-1082 (354 amino acids)
Biological process (GO): proteolysis
Molecular function (GO): zinc ion binding; metalloendopeptidase activity
Source: RefSeq, a predicted model, not a curated record